AUAAGUCUCAUUUGGCCAAAUUUUGAACCGGAGGUUGAACUUUUUGGAAUAUAAUUGGAUAUCCAUUGAAUUUGAUAAACCACACUAAAAGUUGUAAGAAAGCAGAGGGUGGCAAGGUGGUAAACUCAUAAGUAAGGACAUGAGGGACUAUUUAUAAUACUCUGAAAUGGGAGCCCCGAGCAUGUGUUUCUGUCUGUCAGGUUGCAUGAUUGCCUUACGGACACACAGAAAGCUCUUUUCACUGCUCCAGAUCUUGUCUUGACCAGACCGGACGUUGCUUGUUUUUGUGGGGGGAGUUGACUCACCUCCACAAUUUGGCUUCACAAACUUUUAGCUUUCCUUUUACCAGCUCUUGGAUCUUUUAUUGGGAUUGUUUUUCUAAGUUUUCCCUUCUUCACCCCUUGGUCCGCACUCUUUCUCAUCUCCGCGUGUGAGGUUUUCUGAGGUUAUGCUGUCCUCACCAACUGUCAUCCUCCAGCCUUAUGGACUGCCGGUCUAUCCGCAGACUACCACAUGCUACCCAAGUAUAGUACAGGGGGGCCCCGCUCAGGAGGCGGGCCCGGGCGGCGCCGACCCCGCCCUGCCACAGGUGUAUGCCGCGCCCCCUUCCUACCCAACCCCAGGUCAAGGGCCGCCCACCGCCACUGGCAGGCUGCCGCCUCUGGAUUUCAGCCCAGCACACCCGAGUUCCGAGUACCCAGAGCACGCCCAGCUGAGGGUUUUUCAGGGCCCCCAGCUGGAAGGGGCGGAGCCUCUGACAACCACCAACACGGAGGAAGCGUUGGCCCCCGUGACCUCGGACCCCCAAGCUCUGAGUGUAUCUGCAGCAUCCAGCGGUGGGGGGAGUGGAAGUGACGAUGAGGGGUCUGGUAAGGCCCAACCCAAACGCCUCCACGUGUCAAACAUCCCAUUCCGCUUUAGGGACCCAGACCUCCGGCAGAUGUUUGGGCAAUUUGGAAAAAUCCUGGAUGUAGAAAUCAUCUUCAAUGAGAGGGGAUCAAAGGGAUUUGGAUUUGUCACCUUCGAAAGUGCAGCAGAAGCUGACCGAGCACGCGAAAAAUUGAAUGGGACCAUCGUAGAAGGGAGAAAAAUUGAGGUCAAUAACGCCACUGCAAGGGUAGUUACCAAAAAGCCCCAAACAGCACUAGUGAAUGGUGACCUUUCAACUUCUGGGUGGAAGAUCAACCCUGUCAUGGGGGCCAUGUACGCACCAGAACUCUAUACAGUCGCCGGUUUCCCAUACCCAGUGGCGGCGCCCGCUUUGGCUUACCGCGGUUCGGCACUGAGGGGUCGAGGUCGGACCGUUUACAACACCAUCCGCUCCGCCGCGGCCACGCCUGCUGCUGUGCCUGCCUACCCUGGGGUAGUGUAUCAAGAUGGUCUCUACGGAGCAGAGGUCUACGGAGGUUAUCCUGCAUAUAGGGUGGCUCAGUCACCAUCUGCCGCUGCAACAUACAGCGAUGGAUAUGGUCGCGUGUAUGCCGCAGCUGCAGACCCCUAUCAUCACUCUGUGGGGCCAACAACCACAUAUGGCGUUGGUACUGUGGCCAGUUUGUACAGAGGAGGCUACAACAGAUUCACUCCCUAUUGAUGCACCCCACUGUGACCUGGACACUUCACUCAAGUGACUGGAUAGACUGACUUUGUAAAUAUUAUGUACUGUACGGUUUUCCGUGCCAACUUAUCAUCAGCACAUGCACUGCAUUAUGUAUUUUUCAAUUGCAUUUCAAAUGAAGACUGUAGUGCUAUAAAACAGUCAAAAUGUACAUUUUUCUUACGUUUGAAUGAUGUGUUCUCUAUUUAAGUGUGUUUGUGUGUGUGACAGGUUUGAAACUGGUUUCAGUAUGUCAGUACUUUUUAGCCCGUUGCAGAGUUGACUGCAUUUAGGUGGGGUUUCCCUUUUAUAUUUCCUUAACUACCUCUUCUUUUGGCUUUUCAUCUUGGUCUCGCUGUGUGACGUUUAUCUCUAAAUAAAAGUUUUCACCUUUUUUCCUGCUUCAAAAUACUCUUGAGCUUUACGUUUCGUCGAAAAACAAAGCAGCAUAUAGAAAUUGAAAUACUUGUACUUCUGGUUUAUUAUAGCUUUUCUUUCCUAUACUUCUGGUUUAUUAUAGCUUUUCUUUCCUAUGCAGUAUAUAUACAAUAAUGAUUUAACUAUUGCUCCUCCCUUUAUAAAUACAGCUUUUUUCCUACUUGUCAUGUUUUGACCUUGUCUACGGCUUUCCGUGCAUGCUUUAUUCUCAAUUUCUCUGCUUAGACGCUUUACAUUUCCAUUUCUAUUCGAGUUUGCUUCUUCUGAGCUUGAAUUUGCCAGCUUGUUUCCUACAUGUAUUCUUCUUAGCUUUCUUUGUAGAUGUGCUUAGUAUUCAUAACACUAACAUGUGAAACAGCUUCACAAGUUGUCUUUUUUUUUUUUUUUUUUUUUUUU
This is a messenger RNA of Corythoichthys intestinalis (scribbled pipefish), 2428 nucleotides long. It is a transcript of the gene rbfox1l, whose product is annotated as RNA binding fox-1 homolog 1, like. The record is from RefSeq and is a predicted model, not a curated record. The transcript has 12 exons. Gene Ontology annotation, cellular component: cytoplasm; nucleus. Bases 449 to 1591 code for a protein of 380 amino acids. Gene Ontology annotation, molecular function: mRNA binding. Lineage: Eukaryota; Metazoa; Chordata; Actinopteri; Syngnathiformes; Syngnathidae. Gene Ontology annotation, biological process: nervous system development; regulation of alternative mRNA splicing, via spliceosome.